AUGUCGCCGGUGGAUCGAGUAUCCGGCAUCUUCAUGAACUGGCUGCGGGGGCCCGGCCUAUUUCCGCACCUCAUCAACCCCUACGAUCCAGAAAUUUACCCAGAAUGCGCCCUCAACCCCGACCAUUGUCUUGACCCGGCGCGUGUCAUCAUCGCCAGCCUGGUGGCCCACGUCCUCAUGCUGCUCCUGGCCUCGGCCAUACUUGAUCGUUACAAGAACUACCGCGCUCUCACUUGGCACAUGCGCGUGUAUUGGUGCAGCUCCUUGGUGAGCACGGCCCACGCCCUUGUCUCCGGCAUUGGGGGCAUGGUCUAUCUCUGGACUAGCCCCGACUUGUUGGAAACUUAUGUCAAACUCAGCCCCUGGAUGAACUUUUACUCGGCCUGGAGUGCUGGCUACUUCAUCUACGACAUGGCGCUCUGCCUGGCCAUGGCUCCAUUCAGCAAACCUUUCCGGGACCCAGCUAUGCUGGUGCACCACGUCAUGGGUGUCACAGGCUUCCUCCACGUCCUCAACCACCCCGUGGCUUGGAUGUGCGCCGUGGUCCUGGCCACCGAGCUCUCCACUCCCUUUGUCAACAUGCGCGUCAUCCUUGACGGCCUCGGCUACCGCGAUUCCUCGCUUUACCUCAUCAACGGCGUCCUGAUCGUUGCCACCUUUUUCGUCUUUCGCAUCGUGCAGGCAGGCUUCUACUACUGGUACAUCGUCUACCACCACAUUGACGAGAUUGUCGAGAAGGUGUCUUUUUGGCCCCGCAUGCACUUGCACGUCAACACCGUCGGUGCCACUAUUUUAAACAUCAUUUGGUUCUCCAAAAUCUUCCGCGGCCUUCUCAAGGUACUGCGUGACAGCCGUGCUAAGACCCAUGAAAAGUCCGAUUGA
Monosiga brevicollis MX1 is the source of this 882-nucleotide messenger RNA. RefSeq lists its product as uncharacterized. Bases 1 to 882 code for a protein of 293 amino acids. The transcript has a single exon. Gene Ontology annotation, cellular component: endoplasmic reticulum; membrane. Lineage: Eukaryota; Choanoflagellata; Craspedida; Salpingoecidae. Gene Ontology annotation, biological process: lipid homeostasis. The record is from RefSeq and is a predicted model, not a curated record.